AAUUGUAGAAAUAGGCGGGGUUUACGACUGUGGUAACUAGUGACGGCCCCGAUGAUGCGGAUUUUGUUUGUUUCAGUGUUAUUCAACGAUCAGAAAAAGGAAAACAAUAUAGUUGAUUUUAAGUUAAAUAGCGACUGACGGCCUGUAAUUGUAAUAAUUAACAAAUACAAGGCCUGUUUUGACGCUGAAUUAUAUUCGUAACGAUUUUAUUGACAAGUAAUCAGCCCUUAUGGCUGCCAACAAGAAUUUAGAGGUAAGUUGGGAAAGCUGGGUACUGUAGCUAAUUAUCAACCCACCCAGUGUAGCUUGCUAACGUUCAAUAGAUACAGUGAUUCAUUUUUGGUUAUGUUAGCUAGGUAAUCAAAUGUUCAACUUGCCGUUAUACCAGUGUCGAUGUGAGCUAGCUAGCUAUCUGGCUACGGUAAAGUUAUGCUAGCGUGUUAGGUAGCUAGCCUGCUGAAUAUAUGUUUUGUUACUGCGAGCUUGCCAAUUUGAGGACAGAACAGCAGUUAACAUUAACAUUAGUCACUCAAAUUCUUUGAAGCCUGCGUAACUAGCUAGCUUACUUCAAAUUGUUUGAUUAACGUAAGCUUUUACCUGAAACUUGAUCGCAUGAACGUUUCCUAGAAGCUAGCUACAGUAGUUGACAUGUUCAUGUUGGUUUAAAUGUGUACAAUAAUUUACCCCUUGCCUUGGGUUUUCGAGAGCUAGUGUCCCCCAAGCAAGGCCAAGACGAUCUGAAAUUUCAAUAACAAGCAAGUACCGUGAUAAUGUAAUCGACUAGUUAACUGUCUAACAAAACCUGUCGUGAACUGAUUGUUGAUAGCUAACUAAUUGGAUUAGCCUAUUUGGUUCCCUGUCAGUCUAACUGUUUGUAGGAAGUGAAACUGCAGCAAUGCAUUUUGUGCAAUUUUAGGUUUAGAGAUGGGGGGAAGCAACUUUUUUUUAACAAUGUUGUGGUUCGUUUCUAGCGUGUUACCUAGCUUAUGCUAAGUUAGCUGGCUAGCCAGUUCAAAUAAUGACCAACAUAACGUUAGCUGACAACGUCUUAACUUGAGCUAAUUAGUAUUAAUUACAGGAAAAAUAAACUCACAACAAGAUAGUUAUAAGUUAAUGGCGAGUUAAUUACAGAAAAUAGCUUACGCUUGUGAGUGUGACGAAAUAAAAAGCAGGGCAUUCUACCGGAGAAUUUUAGAAAUUGGACACUCGUUUGCCUAACGUUAUAUCCUAAUUUGACUUUGGUGCAGGUCAUGUUGUUCUUCACAUUACCGUCUCUGGUAAACAUUUACAUUUUAGUCAUUUAGCAGACGCUCUUAUCCAGAGCGACUUACAGUUAGUGAAUGCAUACAUGUUUAUUUUCUUAUAUAUUUUUCUCAUACUGGCCCCCCGUGGGAAACGAACCCACAUCCCACACACUAUUUGAAAUAAAAUCUGUUUAUUUGUCACGCACAGGAUACAGAAGCUGUAAACGGUAGUCUUGUUUAGAUGUAUCUAGCUAGCUAUGCAAUGAACCAUAAUCACAACUCAUAACGUUAAUACCAUGCAUGAAUCUGCUGGCAGCUAAAACUAACCAACUAGGUUCAAUGUUAGCUAGUUAGCUAACAUUAGGCUAUAACUAGCAAUGCAAAUAGCUCUGAAAUACACAUUUAAUUACUACACAGAUCAUACACGUAACCGUAGCUAGCGAACCAGCCAACUAAAUGUUAGCUAGCUAACAGUAUGCUUUAACUUGCAAUGAAAACGACUUUCUGACAAAAUUAGAAACGUAUAAUAUCUGAAAAUGAAGCUAGCUAGACUCUCUUACACACAUACAUGGAUGAACGCUUCUCCCUCUCUGUCACGGAUGCCAUGGUUGCCCUUAGUUUGAAGAUGUUAUCCGGAGACAGGUGUUUUAUACAACAGCCUUUUGUGUGUUUUCUUUUCGACUCCCUCUUCAAAUUUGCCAUCAAACACCAGAAUUUCCCCCAUCUUCUCCUUAGCUAUCAUACUCUGCUUCAAUCGGACAUUCCACUGAUUUCAAAACUUGGUCCUCCAGAAAGUGGAGAGCAUCUUUCAAAAAAGCCAAGUUUGAAAGGAUUACCUACACAUGUUAUAGACAGAAACGUGCAUGGCAGACCAAUCCGAACUCAUCUCUCAGCAUGUCCAGCCCAACCAUUAUCACCGCUAAUCAUGGCUAGUGGGAAGGUUCCUGUCUUUUUUCCCGUGGCUAAACCAACUAGGCUCGUAAUUUUAACAAUUGUAGUCGUAUUUACGAUGGCAUACAAGUUUGUUAUUAAGGCACAGGAAAAUUGUUCCAGAAGGCAUUUCUGCCAAAAAAACGCAUUCAAAUGCCUCUCCUGUGAAGUAGUGAUGCGCGACAUACGCCUAGUUUCCUGAAAGAUAUAUAUAUAUAUAUAUACAUACAUACACACACACAUACAGUGGGGGGAAAAAGUAUUUAGUCAGCCACCAAUUGUGCAAGUUCUCCCACUUAAAAAGAUGAGAGAGGCCUGUAAUUUUCAUCAUAGGUACACGUCAAAUAUGACAGACAAAUUGAGGAGAAAAAAUCCAGAAAAUCACAUUGUAGGAUUUUUAAUGAAUUUAUUUGCAAAUUAUGGUGGAAAAUAAGUAUUUGGUCACCUACAAACAAGCAAGAUUUCUGGCUCUCACAGACCUGUAACUUCUUCUUUAAGAGGCUCCUCUGUCCUCCACUCGUUGGUGUGUACAUGUCCAGGCCCGUCUGAAGUUUGCUAGAGUGCAUUUGGAUGAUCCAGAAGAGGAUUGGGAGAAUGUCAUAUGGUCAGAUGAAACCAAAAUAUAACUUUUUGGUAAAAACUCAACUCGUCGUGUUUGGAGGACAAAGAAUGCUGAGUUGCAUCCAAAGAACACCAUACCUACUGUGAAGCAUGGGGGUGGAAACAUCAUGCUUUGGGGCUGUUUUUCUGCAAAGGGACCAGGACGACUGAUCCGUGUAAAGGAAAGAAUGAAUGGGGCCAUGUAUCGUGAGAUUUUGAGUGAAAACCUCCUUCCAUCAGCAAGGGCAUUGAAGAUGAAACGUGGCUGGGUCUUUCAGCAUGACAAUGAUCCCAAACAUACCGCCCGGGCAAUGAAGGAGUGGCUUCGUAAGAAGCAUUUCAAGGUCCUGGAGUGGCCUAGCCAGUCUCCAGAUCUCAACCCCAUAGAAAAUCUUUGGAGGGAGUUGAAAGUCUGUGUUGCCCAGCGACAGCCCCAAAACAUCACUGCUCUAGAGGAGAUCUGCAUGGAGGAAUGGGCCAAAAUACCAGCAACAGUGUGUGUGAACCUUGUGAAGACUUACAGAAAACGUUUGACCUGUGUCAUUGCCAACAAAGGGUAUAUAACAAAGUAUUGAGAAACUUUUGUUAUUGACCAAAUACUUAUUUUCCACCAUAAUUUGCAAAUAAAUAAAUUUAAAAUCCUACAAUGUGAUUUUCAGGAUUUUUUUUUCCUCAUUUUGUCUGUCAUAGUUGACGUGUACCUAUGAUGAAAAUUACAGGCCUCUCUCAUCUUUUUAAGUGGGAGAACUUGCACAAUUGGUGGCUGACUAAAUACUUUUUUCCCCCACUGUAGUAUUUCCCCAAAAAGUAUUUAGUCAGCCACCAAUUGUGCAAGGAUCUUCACCUUUUAAAGACGCUGUUUUGUCAUUUAUCCAGAAAGUAAUCUAUGGGGCCAGGAGAGACAGUCAGUCAUCCAUGGUUAAGAUUUGUUUCAAAAGCCGAUGCCGACUUGAGCUAUCUUUAGCCAACAAAAAACGAUUGAAGUGAUGGGGGCAAGCUCACCAUGCUAAAAAAAAUUGUCGCAAAAUCACAGGUAAGUAACUUCAAACCAGGGUUACUGUUAGCAGGUAAUAGCCAGCUUUUUGCCCAUUUUUAAUUAAAAGCAAAGUAAAACUGGCGGCAGCCAAUUGUCCAGGAGAAGAAAAAUCACAUAGAAAAUAUAAUGCUUUUUAGCCUAUUAAUUGAUAGAAAUACUAGGCGAUGUAAAUGAAAUUGACGGGUUAGUGGAAUUAAAUUGGCCCCUGUAUUUUCAUAGUUUAUCACAGGCACAGCCUAUGAGCGGAAAAUCUGUCAGGACAGCUUCAGAGCUGCUGCUGCUACAGCUUCUCAAGUUAAUUCCUUGCUGCUGGAGUGAAUUGCUUUUAUAAGCACAAUCAUUGCGUAACAAUUAUAAUGUGUUUUAAAAACAGUUUUGAUGGCCAUGAUUAAAAAUAAUUUUUUUAUUUCUGAAGUGGUAAUUGAAGCGUGCUUCCCCAUUCUCCAUUCAAGUGCAUAUAGGCACCUAACUGUAGGCAGGCUUCAGAGCGUCACACACCACUGACUUUGCAAUGACGUGGAGGCAGUAUGCGUUUUGAAAAAAUAUCCUUAAUUGUUCGAAAUCUUAACGUUUUACUUCAUAUUAUGAGGCAUGUCUUACCUUGCUUCAGAGUAAAAUCCAACCAUAGAAACAUGGAGGCAAUUAUUUUAUAAAGACUUCCAUAUGCCAUUGAAACCAGUAGCCUAUUUCUCUCAUGUUCUAUUAGUUUUCAAAUCAACUUUAUUUCAUUGUCCAGUAGCCAAAGGCACAAUCCUAGUCAUAUUAGCAACCCGUGCUAGUUGUUGCAUCUUUCGAUUUCCCCUCUUUCUAAAUUUCUAACGGAUGUUGUCAUCUGUCACAUGAAAUCGCUCUCUGCCGUACGCUUUGACAAUGGUGCUUUCCCGUUAAUUGCAUUAUGGAACGAACAUUCACGCGUAGCCUACUGCCUUGUGCGCAUUGCUGCGCUUAUAAUGUGAAGAAAUAAUAGUUUAUCAACAUUUUAAGCUAUACCUUCUUAUUUGUUGCAUCAGCCUCAUUGCUUUUUAAUGUUUAUUUUUAUUUUAUGUAGCCUAGGCCUACUGGUUGUAUGAAUUUGGGAUCUAUCGUCUAACUAAAUAUGUUCUCUAAUUCACGGGAAAAUUUAUCUGAUAGGCUACAUAUUCACUCAUUGGAUGGCUCUCUCAUUGAGCUGGUUCCCGCUAAUAAAUAUCUGGGUAUUUGGAUUGAUAAAGAUAUAACGUUUAAAAAAUACAUACUGAUGAGCAAGUUAAAAAGCUAAGAUUUAAAGUGGGCCUCCUUUUUUAGAAAUAGAUCUUGCCUCUACAUGAACAGCAGGAAGCAGAUUAUGCAGUCAACUUUCCUGCCAGUUCUUGACUAUGGUGACACCAUUUACCAGAAUGCAGCAGCCACUACUCUUAAACCAUUGGAUGCCAUCUACAGCACCCUUCACUUUAUUACAGGUCACAGUUUUAAUACUCAUCACUCAUCACUGCAUCCUGUAUCAGAAAGUUGGCUGGACCUCACUAAUGUCCUGUAGAUCACUUAAUUACUCGCUUCUUGUUUACAAAGCUCUGCUCCACAAGCUUCCAACAUACCUCACUUCCCUGUUGAAAUAUAAAAAUAUGAGAUACCAAACCCAUUUGCAGGGUUGGUUAACUCUUGAGGUCCUUCUUGUCUCCACAACAUUUGGUAAAUCCGCCUUUAGUUUUAACGCACCACAGUUAUAGAAUACUUUACAAACAAAUUACACCUGCAAUCCCUGGUGCCCAUAGGGCAGUUUAAAACGUUGUUAAAUGAGUUUACUGAAGUGUGCAAUUGUUUCAAUUGACUAUUAUAACUUGUUGUAAUAACCUGAUGUAAUGUAUUUAUAGCUGUCUUGUAGUUUUCAUAUUUUGGUUAUGUUGAUGGUAUUUUUGUCCUCAGGGCACCAUUGCAAUUGAGACACUGGUCUCAAUUGGGCUCCCCUCCCCCCCCAAAAAAACCUGUCCCAGAGUCUGUUUGAAAUAGGCUAUUUCUAUCUUGCACAGAACAACAUGCUGACCAAUAGAAUAGGCAGUGGUGGAAAAAGUACUCAAUUGUCAUACUUGAGUAAAAGUAAAGAUACCUUAAUAGAAAAUGACUAAAGUGAAAGUCACCCAGUAAAAUACUACUUGAGUAAAAGUAUUUGGUUUUAAAUAUACUUAAGUAUCAAAAGUAAAUGGAAUUGCUAAAAUGUACUUAAGUAUCAAAAGUAAAAGUAUGUAUAAUUUCAAAUUCCUUAUAUUAAGCAAAACAGACGGUAUCAUUUUCUUGUUUUUUAAAUUUACGGCUAGCCAGGGGCACACCAUCACUCAGACAUAAUUUACAAAUGAAGCAUUUGUGUUUAGUGAGUCCACCAGAUCAGAUGCAAUAGGGAUGACCAGACAUGUUCUCUUGAUAAGUGUGUGAAUUGGACAAUUUUCCUGUCAAAAAUUACUUUUGGGUGUCAGGGAAAAUGUAUGGAGUAAAAAGUACAUUAUUUUCUUCAGGAAUGUAGUGAUGUAAAGUAAAGUAGUCAAAAAUAUAAAUAGUAAACUACAGAUACCCCAACAAACAACUUAAGUAGUACUUUACACCACUGAGAAUAUGUACACUUUCUACUAUGUGGGAUGUUAGGUUGACAUAGGCUAGUGAUUUUGCUGUUUGUUACUAAUCUUGUUUGCUGAGUUAAAGUAAAUGUGGCAGUUAUUCUAACAGCCUUCAAAGUCAGCAUUGAAAUUUGGUAAGAAGGACGCAUGCCGUUGCAUAUUCUGUUAAGAUAAAUGUGAUUUCUGACAUUACUGAGCACCGUGGGUGGACGUCCUAAUCCGGUUACACACCCAAUGCAUGUGGGUCCGGAAAGUUUCUGAAAUGCCGGUUAUAUUAAAAUGCUGCCGGUCAAAUAUCCGACACCACAUUUUCCUAACGGAAACCCUGCUUCAAACCUUGUCUUUGAGUUGAUUUGGUCACGCAAUUUUGUGAAGCUUGUCCCUAUUCAUAGUUUUUUGGUGAAGUUCGCUCAAGAUAGCAGUGGCUUUUGAAACUAAACAAAACUGUGGAUAACAAUCUCUCCUGGCCGCAUAUACGUUUUUCAGAGUACAUGGAAAAUGGAAGUCUAAAAAAAGACAUCCUUAUAACAUUUUAUUUGGUCCUCUCAAAACACUAAUUGAAACACCUUAGCUCUGGAACAACAUUUAGUUUCAUACCCUCAGUAUUUGAUAAAAUGUUGUGCUCACAGGCCUUUUAUCUGAAUGAGCAGCCUGGUCUCAGACUAGAAAUAACAUAGUAAAUGUAAAUACUGGACAAUCAAAUUAGUAUGAUAUGUAAAGUUUGGUAUGAUUUCAUAACGCAAAUGUCUAGCAAUCCAAAGGCUGCAAGUUUGAAUCUCAUCACGGACAACUUUAGCAUUUUAGCUAAUUAGCAACUUUUCAACUACUUACUACUUUUUAGCAACUUUGCAACUACUUGGCAUGUUAGCUAACCCUUCCCCUGACCCUAACCUUAAUCCUUUUAGCUAACCAUAACCCUUUAACCUAACUCCAAAACCUAACCCUAGCCGCUAGCCUAGCUAACGUUAGCCAGCUAGCUAGAAUUUGUAACAUAUCAUACAUUUAGAAAAUGUGUAACAGAAUGUACAUUUUGAAAAUUGUUAACAUUUAUUACGAAUUGUAAUUAAUAACAUAUCAUACGAAAUGUGUGAUGGACAUCCACAAAUUAAUACAUACCAUACGAAACGUAACAUAUCAUACUAAAUGGAGCGUCUCGGAUUUACACUAUAUAAACAAAAGUAUGUGGACACCUCUUCAAAUUAGUGGAUUCAUCUAUUUCAGCCACACACGUUGCUGACGGGUGUAUAAAAUCUAUCACACAGCCAUGCAAUCUCCAUAGACAAACAUUGGCAGUAGAAUGGCCUUACUGAAGAGCUCAGUGACUUUCGACGUGGCACCGUUACAGGAUGCCACCUUUCCAACAAGUCAGUUCGUCACAUUUCUGCCCUGCUAGAGCUGCCCCGGUGAACUGUAAGUGUUGUUAUUGUGAAGUGGAAAUGUCUAGGAGCAUCAAUGGCUUAGCCGGCGAAGUGGUAGGCCACACAAGCUCACAGAACGGGACCGCCGAGUGCUGAAGCACGUAAAAAAUAAUCUGUCCUUGGUUGCAACACUCACUACUGGGUUCCAAACUGCCUCUGGAAGCAACGUCAGCACGAGAAUUGUUCGUCGGGAGCUUCGUGAAAUGGGUUUCCAUGGCUGAGCAUCCAUGGAAACCCAAAUCACCAUGUGCAAUGCCAAGCGUCGGCUGGAGUGGUGUAAAGCUCGCCACCAUUUGACUCUGGAGCAGUGGAAACGCGUUCUCUGGAGUGAUGAAUCACGCUUCACCAUCUGGCAGUCCAAUGGAUUAAUCUGGGUUUGGCGGAUGCCAGGAGAACACUACCUGCUCCAAUGCAUAGUGCCAACUGUGAAGUUUGGUGGAGAAGGAAUAAUGGUCUGGGGCUGUUUUUCAUGGUUCGGGCUAGGCCCCUUAGUUCCAGUGAAGGGAAAUCUUAAUGCUACAGCAUACAAUGACAUUCUAGAUGAUUCUGUGCUUCCAACUUUGUGGCAACAGUUUGGGGAAGGCCCUUUCCUGUUUCAGCAUGACAAUGCCCCCAUGCACAAAGCGAGGUCCAUACAGAAAUAGUUUUUCGAGAUCUGUGUAGAAGAACUUGACUGGCAUGCACAGAGCCCUGACCUCAACCCAUUGAACACCUUUGGGAUGAAUUGGAACGCCGACUGCGAGCCAGGCCUAAUCGCCCAACAUCAGUGCCCGACCUCACUAAUGCUCUUGUGACUGAAUGGAAGCAAGUCCCCGCAGCAAUGUUCCAACAUCUAGUGGAAAGCCUUCCCAGAAGAGUGGAGGCUGUUAUAGCAGCAAAGGGGGGACCAACUCCAUAUUAAUGCCCAUGAUUUUGGAAUGAGAUGUUAGAUGAGCAGGUGUCCACAUACUUUUGGUCUUGUAGUGUACGUACAGAAUUAUUCGAAAUGCUCUGAGACCAGGUUGGAAGGAGGAGUUCCUGGUUCCUAAUUGAAGAUGCAUUUUGUGAUGACAUUGGUCAAUCACCUUUGACAAGCACCUUUUUAUUAGUGCUCUGAUUGAUAACCACUCUUUAGGGAUGGUGAAAGCAAGAGACAGAUGUGACAGGCCUUUACAGUACAUUCCUCUGAAUACUAAGUGUUUUCUGUAUUAUAUUACUUGUAUUACUAUUAUAUUAAACGCUAGUGCCAAAUUCAUAGGAAGAAGAUCACAAUUGCGUUAAAUUAAUUUCCUCAGUCAUUCUGUGCGGUUUUGGCACAGUCCCUUCCAACAAGUCCUGUGCGACUUGUGAGCAUUGUAGAGGGAGACAAGACACAUUUAUGUUCCUGGGAGUCUUACCUUUCAGUUACGGGGUCAUAAUAGCUAAUAGGCCAAACGUUCAAACGCUAGAGCCAAAUUCAUAGGUAGAAAAUAAAUGAAACAUGCCACACUGGCUUUAGAAAUCGCAGCCUGCCCGCCUGCUCAGAGGCGCCCGCAUGGUCCUAAAGCAUACCAUCUGCUUUUUGUGUCGCAGUGCAAUUAUAAAACUGGGGGGGGGGGACAAAAAUGCAAUUUCUGAAUGUCGGGGGGACAUGUCGCCCCCCCGUCCCUAGUGAAAGUUGUGCCCCUGCAUAGCUUUGAAGAGUCAAUUAAUUCUGAUUGGCAAGAUCAAACUUAUCUUACAGCUUAUCCUCUUUCAAUUUGUUGCUUUCCUUAUGUAUUUGCUUUUUAAUAACUUUCUCAUUCCUGUUUUUCAGAAAGCCAUAGAUCUGGCCAGCAAGGCGGCCCAGGAGGAUAAAGCUCAGAACUACGACAAGGCCCUGCGUCUAUACCAACACGCUGUUCAGUACUUCCUACACGUAGUAAAAUGUAUGCUUUAAGACAAUGAGAUAUUUGCAUACUGCUCUUUCCUCUUUUAGAGUUGUAAUAGUCUCUGGGUUGUUCUGUCCAUUGAUUUGUGUGGAUUUGUUUAUCACCCUAAAGGUCCUCUGUCCAGUGGCCAUUUUUACUUGUUAGCAGAAUGCAUCAUUUUUCCAUUUAACACAGGCCAGGGGGGAUUACUGUAAUUGUGAUUAUUUUCUAAAUAAUAACAGAUACUUGAGACAGUAUUUAAUACAAUCCUUGCAUUUGUCUCCUGCCAGAUGAAGCCCAGGGUGACAUGGCCAAACAGAGCAUCAGGGCCAAGUGUGCUGAGUACCUUGACAGAGCAGAGACGCUCAAAGAAUACCUGAAGAAGAAAGAGAAGGCUCCUCCCACCAAGCCUGUGAAGGAGUCCCAAGCUGACGACAAAGGGUGUGUGUGUGCGCAGUCUUUGUUCAUGCAAUGAGGAUUGGCUAUGAGUGUGUGUGUGUUGUCCAGAGUAAUUAGUUGGAUCAAAAACAUCUGUUGUGGUUCUGUACACUCUUGUGCUCUUCAGCUUAAUUAAGAUGGAUUAUGAUUGUGCAGGAAUGAGAGCGAUGAAGGAGACGACCCAGAAAAAAAGAAGUUUCAGAACCAACUUUCAGGUUAGUUGUAUCACUGACAUACGGUGUGAAAUGUUUACUUUUGAAUUGCAUUACAACGCUCUGUCACAAUUUUAUAGUAUGCCAAAGGUUAUUUGGCUCAGUUUUGCUUUACUUUUACCUUAUCCGGUUGAGUUGUCUAAUAAAUUCAUUUAUUAUUAGGUUUUCACAUGAAUGUACAGUUGAAGUCGGAAGUUUACAUACACUUAGGUUGGAGAAAUUAAAACUUGUUUUUCGACCACUCCACAAAUUUCUUGUUAACAAACGAUAGUUUUGGCAAGUCGGUUAGGACAUCUACUUUGUGCAUGACACAAGUCAUUUUUCCAACAAUUGUUUACAGACAGAUUAUUUCACUGUAUCACAAUUCCAGUGGGUCAGAAGUUUACAUACACUAAGUUGACUGUGCCUUUAAACAGCUUGGAAAAUUCCAGAAAAUGAUGUCAUGGCUUUAGAAGCUUCUGAUAGGCUAAUUUACAUCAUUUGAGUCAAUUGGAGGUGUACCUGUGGAUGUAUUUCAAGGCCUACCUUCAAACUCAGUGCCUCUUUGCUUGAUAUCAUGCAAAUCAAUCCCAGAACAACAGCAAAGGACCUUGUGAAGAUGCUGGAGGAAACAGGUACAAAAGUAUCUAUAUCCACAGUAAAACGAGUCCUAUAUCGACAUAACCUGAAAGGCCGCUCAGCAAGGAACAAGCCACUGCUCCAAAACUACCAUAAAAAAGCCAGACUACGGUUUGCAACUGCACAUGGGGACAAAGAUCGUACUUUUGGAGAAAUGUCCUCUGGUCUGAUGAAACAAAAAUAGAUCUGUUUGGCCAUAAUGACCAUCGUUAUGUUUGGAGGAAAAAGGGUGGGCUUUCAAGCCGAAGAACACCAUCCCAUCCGUGAAGCACGGGGGUGGCAGCAUCAUGCUGUGGGGGUGCUUUGCUGCAGGAGGGACUGGUGCACUUCACAAAAUAGAUGGCAUCAUGAGGAAGGAAAAUUAUGUGGAUAUAUUGAAGCAACAUCUCAAGACAUCAGUCAGGAAGUUAAAGCUUGGUCGCAAAUGGGUCUUCCAAUUGGACAAUGACCCCAAGCAUACUUCCAAAGUUGUGGCAAAAUGGCUUAAGGACAGCAAAGUCAAGGUAUUGGAGUGGUCAUCACAAAGCCCUGACCUCAAUCCUAUAGAUACUUUGUGGGCAGAACUGAAAAAGCGUGUGCGAGCAAGGAGGCCUACAAACCUGACUCAGUUAAACCAGCUCUGUCAGGAGGAAUGGGCCAAAAUUCACCCAACUUAUUGUGGGAAGCUUGUGGAAGGCUACCCGACACGUUUGACCCAAGUUAAACAAUUUAAAGGCAAAGCUACCAAAUACUAAUUGAGUGUAUGUAAACUUCUGACCCACUGGGAAUGUGAUGAAAGAAAUAAAAGCUGAAAUAAAUCAUUCUUUCUACUAUUAUUCUGACAUUUCACAUUCUUAAAAUAAAGUGGUGAUCCUAACUGACCUAAGACAGGGAAUUUUUACUAGGAUUACAUUUCAUGAAUUGUGAAAAACUGAGUUUAAAUGUAUUUGGCUAAGGUGUAUGUAAACUGUAUCUGAUCAUUUUCCUUUUAUGUGAAAUUUUUUGUAUGUUCCCAUCAUACUGGAUUUUGUUUUUUAGGUGCCAUCGUUAUGGAAAAGCCAAACAUCAAGUGGAAUGAUGUUGCCGGGUUAGAGGGAGCCAAGGAGGCCCUGAAAGAAGCUGUUAUUUUGCCAAUUAAAUUCCCACAUCUUUUCACAGGUAAGCAGUCUUACUUGCAAAAGAAAAGGAGAGCCGCACACUCCAGGAGCUCAAAUGCAAUAAUUUAAUAACGGAAUAACGAGGGUAUAAUGAUGAAGACAGCUUGUCUGUCGAAACGUUGGUUAUUAGGUUAUUAGAUUAUUGCAUCUGAGCUCCUAGAGUGUGCAGCUCUCCUUUUAUUUUUCAAGUGUUCUACUCCGUUAACCAGCACCUCGCCUAAAUAGGUGUGCGUUUCAUUCGCCUCCAUAAUAAUGCAGUCUUACUGCCUCAGAUCUCCAGAGAAUUAAUGAUUAAGUCAUAUCAGAAUGUAUGAAAAACAUGCUGAAACCUCCACUAUUGGCUAAUUUCUUUGGCCUUUUCUUUGGCCUUUUCUUUGGAAACUACUGAAAAUAAAUGAGUCCAUCCAACGACAUUGCAUAGUAUAGAAUAAAUUGAUUAUUACCGUUCAUUCAUUUGAAAAUGAGAAACUUAGCCUAUUUCUUCCUCAUUGUUAUUCACGACCACUCCCAAAGACAACAUGUCUCUGUCUGUCAGGUAAAAGAACGCCAUGGAGGGGGAUCCUGCUCUUUGGUCCUCCUGGUACAGGAAAGUCCUACCUGGCUAAAGCUGUGGCCACAGAGGCAAACAACUCCACCUUCUUCUCCAUCUCCUCCUCUGACCUGGUAUCCAAGUGGCUGGGAGAGAGUGAAAAGUGAGAUUUUACUCUUAAUCCAGGGAAACAUGGGGGAUUAUUUGUAGAUAUAAAUCCAAUGAUGCGGUUUUAAUGUUUCUAAAUUAGGCCAAGAUUAAGCCUAGUCCUGGACUAAAAAGCAAACUCGAUAGAGAUUAUUUUCUCUACAAAAAAUUUUUAGUCCUGGAUUUAGGUUUAAUCUGUGUCUGGGACACCAGCUCCACGUGUCUAUUGGGGAAAAGCAUCUGAUCACCUUGAUGUUUUUUCAAUGCUCCUUUCUCUCCAGGUUGGUAAAGAACUUGUUCACCCUUGCACGGGAGCACAAACCCUCCAUCAUCUUCAUAGAUGAGAUAGACUCACUGUGCGGCUCCAGGAGUGAGAACGAGAGUGAGGCAGCUCGCCGCAUCAAGACAGAGUUUCUGGUUCAGAUGCAGGGUGAGAGCCAGAAAACAAUAUGGAGAUUAUAGUGGACUAUAUUGGUGUUUUGGUCAUAUUAAGAUAAAUUGGUUUUGAAAUGUUAAUAAGAUAUUUUUCUAUAGGGGUGGGGAAUGACAACGAUGGGGUACUGGUGCUAGGGGCCACCAACAUUCCAUGGACGUUGGACUCUGCCAUCAGAAGACGGUAAUGACACAUUCUUACACUGGCUUAGCCUACCAUCCCAGCUGUGUACCAAAUAACUUGUCCUUUAUGAUUAUUGACUGUGACACAACAGCCUUACAAAUGUAUGGUAACAUGUACCACCCUGCUAGAACUCAUUUGGGUAAUAAUAACGUGAAAUCACUGAAGUUAGAAAGCUGUGACUCAGCAGCACUGCUUUUUAUAUUUUUGUUGCUGCUCAGAACUACCCUGUCAGGGAUGUAGAUGAGUAUGUGUGAUACAUUUGGUACAACUUAAAGGCCCAGUGCAGUCAAAAACGUGAUUUCCCAGUGUUUUUUAUAUAUUUCCACACCUAUGAGGUUGGAAUAAUACUGUGAAAUUGUGACAAUUAUGAUAAUGCCCUUUUAGUGUAAGAGCUGUUUCAAAAGACUGCCUGAAAUUUCAGCCUGUUUUGGUGGGAUGGAGUUUUGGUGGUAAAUAGUUGAUACACCAAUACAAAUAAAAAGAGUUCCAAACCUCUCUGCCAAUAACAGCUAGUUUUCAGUUUUCCACCUCCCCACUAGGGCUGUUGCAGUAACCAUAUUACAGCCACACCAGCAGUCAUGACCAUAGUAAUAUUCUACGUGACCUUUGAGCCAUGGUCAUUUUCUCUUAUGCACUCUAGACAUGUUAGUAGUACCCAACUCGCUAAUCCAGGCUCUGUCGUAGCCGGCCGCGACCGGGAGACCCAUGGGGCGGUGCACAAUUGGCCCAGCGUCGUCCAGGGUAGGGGAGGGAAUGGAUGGCAGGGAUGUAGCUCAGUUGGUAGAGCAUGGCGUUUGCAACGCCAGGGUUGUUGGUUCGAUUCCCACGGGGGGCCAGUAUGAAAAAUAAAAACAAUUAUGUAUGCACUCACUAACUGUAAGUCGCUCUGGAUAAGAGCGUCUGCAAAAAAAGAAAAGAUCAUUAGGUCGCUAAUGGCCUAGUACUCAGGGCUCGAUUGUCCCUCUAACCACUCUGACAUCAAUGCAAAUGCCAUCGAAAAUCACAUCACACAACACUUAUCAUCAAAACAGUAUGCGCUUUUAAAACUCACCUCGCUGUGAUUGAUCGAUUUGAAGAAAGAAGUUCAACAACAGGUUGAAACUGAGUGGAGAACAUGGUCGUUGUGGAUGUUUUUUCAAAGCCUAACACAACAAAAUGGACAGUGCUUUCUAAGGUGAUGAUUACUUCAAAACACCCAUGUGCAUGUUCGAGCUUAUGCAUAGCAUAGGCCUAUACAGUAUAUGAGCCCAGGCCCCCCAAAAAUAAAAAAUCACCUGAAUUAAAAUAAUGAUUGUGCCGUUAUACAAUACAUAGCCUACCACAUAUUACACAUGGUAGAAAAUAUUUUAUUUUUAAAUGCAGAUUUAAGAUAUAAACUCAGCAAAAAAAGAAACGUCCUCUCACUGUCAACUGCAUUUAUUUUCAGCAAACUUAACAUGUGUAAAUAUUUGUAUGAACAUAAGAUUCAACAACUGAGACAUAAACUGAACAAGUUCCACAGACAUGUGACUAACAGAAAUUGAAUAAUGUGUCCCUGAACAAAGGGGGGGGGUCAAAAUCAAAAGUAACAGUCAGUAUCUGGUGUGACCACCAGCUGCAUUAAGUACUGCAGUGCAUCUCCUCCUCAUGGACUGUACCAGAUUUGCCUGUUCUUGCUGUGAGAUGUUACCCCACUCUUCCACCAAGGCACCUGCAAGUUCCCGGACAUUUCUGGGGGCAAUGGCCCUAGCCCUCACCCUCCGAUCCAACAGGUCCCAGACAUGCUCAAUGGGAUUGAGAUCCUGGCUCUUCGCUGGCCAUGGCAGAACACUGACAUUCCUGUCUUGCAGGAAAUCACGCACAGAAUGAGCAGUAUGGCUGGUGGCAUUGUCAUGCUGGAGGGUCAUGUCAGGAUGAGCCUGCAGGAAGGGUUACCACAUGAAGGAGGUGGGUGUCUUCCCUGUAACGCACAGCGUUGAGAUUGCCUGCAAUGACAACAAGCUCAGUCCGAUGAUGCUGUGACUCACCGCCCCAGACCAUGACAGACCCUCCACCUCCAAAUCAAUCCUGCUCCAGAGUACAGGCCUCGGUGUAACGCUCAUUCCUUCGACGAUAAACACGAAUCCGACCAUCACCCCUGGUGAGACAAAACUGCAACUCGUCAGUGAAGAACACUUUUUGCCAGUCUGGUGAGGACCUGCCUUACAACAGGCCUACAAGCCCUCAGUCCAGCCUCUCUCAGCCUAUUGCAGACAGUCUGAGCACUGAUGGAGGGAUUGUGCAUUCCUGGUGUAACUUGGGCAGUUGUUGUUGCCAUCCUGUACCUGUCCCGCAGGUGUGAGGUUUGGAUGUACCGAUCCUGUGCAGGUGUUGUUACACGUGGUCUGCCACUGUGAGGACGAUCAGCUGUCCGUCCUGUCUCCCUGUAGCGCUGUCUUAGGCUUCUCACAGUACGCAAUUUAUUGCCCUGGCCACAUCUGUAGUCCUCAUGCCUCCUUGAAGCAUGUCUAAGGCACGUUCACGCUGAUGAGCAGGGACCCUGGGCAUCUUUCUUUUGGUGUUUUUCAGAGUCAGUAGAAAGGCCUCUUUAGUGUCCUAAGUUUUCAUAACUGUGACCUUAAUUGCCUACCGUCUGUAAGCUGUUAGUGUCUUAACGACCGUUCCACAGGCGCAUGUUCAUUAAUUGUUUAUGGUUCAUUGAACAAGCAUGGAAAAGUGUUUAAACCCUUUACAAUGAAGAUCUGUGAAGUUAUUUGGAUUUUAACGAAUUAUCUUUGAAAGACAGGGUCCUGUAAAAGGGACGUUUCUUUUUUUGCUGAGUUUAUUUGGUGCAUAAUUGGUCUAGCCUAAAUUAAACAAAUUCAGAGUUGGCCAACAAUUAUAGUGAAUUUGUAUUUGAUUUUGAAUAGCCUACUAAUAGGGAUUUUUUUUUUUUCAUAAUUAAUAGGCUGACACAUUACCUUUUUAGCUACAGAAUAUCUCACCACCAUGCAUUUCCAUCUCCUCCCCUCUCUCCUUCAUUCCUUUCUCCAGUGCACAGAGAGGGGCUGUCAACAGUUUAAUGAAAUAUGUUUCAUUGUGAAAACAUGUUACUAUUGAUGUUCCCGAACAGAUUUCACUUGGUUCCCCAAAUUAAGCACUGGGUAGCUGCAGGAACAGGGUUGGAGAGCCCAUGGCAGAGUUUGGGCAGAAUAUCACCUGUCCCGCUGUGAAAUAACCGGAGUAGCCUACAAAGCAUGAGUGAAACGAACCAGUGGGAAAGUGGCCUCCAUUCGCUAUAGUAGUGCAUACAUAUGACAAGUACUUUUCCUCUUGCCCCUGUUCCUGCCCAUUUGAUAAUUCUAAACUAAUUUAACAUAUUGGUAAAGACUAGAUUAAAUUGAGAAUAGUCUGAUGGGUGAAAAUAUGAUCACUUGAUGAGAGAACAGCAUGUGCAGCCUGAGCUUUUUUUGCGACUUUCUCAAAUCAUCAAUAGCCUAUAGUCGCAUCAUGCAGCCCAUAUAUCUUUUGACCUCGAAGGCAUUCUAUGGUUUGAAUCAUUCACAACUGAAGUUGCCAAAUAACUCUAAAUCUAGUGUAUUGGACCAGUUUCAAAUUAUCACUUUUACGCUCAACAUAGCCACUUCAUAUGCGCACUUUCACUCUGGAAUGGGAAAAAUAUCCUUUCUAUUUUAUUCAGCUAAGUUCUAUUAUAUUCUUCUUACUGAACGCUGCCUGAGGAAAACUCUAGUAGUCGAAACGCGUUGCAGUUGUGCGUCCUGAUGUAUUUUGCUGACUGCUCCCAUAUCUAUUAUUUUGUAAAUAUAUUCUGUUAAUAGUUCACUUAAGUUUAUUGCAACGUACUGGCCGCCUACUCGUCUUCUUUCUUUGGAUUCUUCUUACUAUAAAAUCAUAUAAUAUAAAAUAAUGACAUGGGACUUAUAAGCAUAUCUUGUCUGCUAAAUGAACACGCCUACAGCAUGGCACAUAGCCAGAUAACAUACAGUAGGCCAACUCAUAUUCUGUUCUUCUGAAAUACAUUUUCUUCAUAUCAUAAUAUUUCUUUAGACCUGCCUAAAAUAAUGGAUUUAUUGUGAUGGUGUAUAUCAGUCUUUUGCAUGACAAUAACUGGUUGACAAAAUGUAAUGACCACCAAAGCCCUACUCCGCACUCAGACCACUCCCAGACAGUCCUAGCAAAAUUCUUGCUUGAGAAAUUGCUCUUCGCUAAGGAGCAAUUUGUUUAUUUUUGAUCAUUUUAAUUCAAAACAAUCACAGUAAGGUACUUAGUUGUUACCCAGAAAUGAUUUGAUAUUGAGAUAAAAACGACUCCAUUUGAACUUUUAAUUAUCUCAGGUUUGAGAAGAGGAUCUACAUCCCCCUGCCAGAGGAACACGCCCGCACCUUCAUGUUCAAGCUCCACCUGGGCGCCACCCCCACCAGCCUCAACGACUCUGACUUUGUCACCCUGGGAAAGAAGACAGGCGGGUACUCGGGGGCUGACGUCAGCGUCAUCGUCAGAGACGCACUUAUGCAGCCCGUCAGGAAAGUUCAAUCAGCCACUCACUUCAAACGGGUACGUCUCCAUAAUGACAACCAGUGAACAACAUCUGUGUAUUCUUCAGUGUUAAUCUUUAUAUCAAGCUAUGCCCCUUUUCUAUUGAGUUCUGUUAUUUUUAACACAACGAAUUGCAUUUGUUAUUGAAGGUACGAGGGCAAUCGAGAGACAACCCCAACAUCCUGGUAGAUGACCUUUUGACCCCGUGCUCCCCGGGAGACCCGAACAGCAUCGAGAUGACAUGGAUGGAAGUACCUGGGGAAAAGCUAUGUGAGCCAGUCGUUUGUAUGGUGAGUGUGCAAAAUUAAGUUAUUAAUACCUUAUUAAUAUAAUUCAGUCAUCUGUUUUUCUGCCUCAAUGGUAAUAUUUUUGGGAAAACAAGACUGUUGAAUAACCCUUGAUCAUGUCUCUUUUUAUUCUUUGCAGUCUGACAUGCUGAGGUCCCUGUCCAGCACGAAGCCAACUGUCAACGAUCAGGAUUUGGACAAACUGAGAAAAUUCACACAGGACUUUGGACAGGAGGGCUAAACAGGUCUUUUUUUUUUUUUUACCAAACCAAAGCAAAUAUUAGGAUUGUAUUAAAGUGUUCCUUCUCGCCACUCUCCCCUUCAGGCUCUGUUGGCUCAUCAGAAGUGUGCCACAUGACUGCUCUACUCAUAGAAAUAUAAUUACUAGAACGGACAUCCCCAUUUAAGUCAAAUCUAUUUCUAUGGCUCUACUGAGCUUGUCUAUUGGCCACACAAGGGGUUAAACAAAGACUGAUAUUUUCUUAGAUGCCCCCCCAUGUCCAAAGGAUUACGGAUCACUUCACUGCAAGAUGUCUGAGGUAGACUUGAUUGGUGGAUGGAAAGCUGCAUGGAAAUUAAGAACAUUGGUGUUACUCAGGCAUAUGUUCUGUGGAAUCUGUUGAGCAGCACCUUGGGCCGAAUCCUAACUUAAGUACAAUGCUCAACUCAAACAUUUGCAUUUGUCAUGCUUUGAAGUCAGUGGGAGUUUGAUCUAGAAGUUUGUGUUACCGAUACAAGCUUGUUAACCAAAUUAAGAUGCUGCUCAUUGUGCAGAGUGCUUAUCUAACUUCCCAAAUAAAUAUCUAAGCUCAGUUUUCAAGUACCAGUUGCCAUCAGUCAAAUUGCACCUCACUUUUCAGUGUAAGCACCUAUAUACUCUACAUAUUUUUGUACACAUAAGAGAUUAAAAUCAUUUUAUAGUAGAUACGUUAUGGAGAUGUAUGGCUCUUUGGUCUGGAGAGAAUGAAAUGUACAAUGCAUGCCAUUUAUACUUUCAAAGGCCUUUGUAGUCUCAAGGUGGUGUAAAAGACGUGUUUGGGUAGCUGAUGUGCCGCAAAUGUAUGCAUGUCUAGGGUUAGAAGAACUACUGACAUAACAAUCGGGAUGGAAACUGCUUUGGGACAGAUUUUAUAUGUACAUUUUGGGGGUUUUCCCCUUAGAAGAAAGGCUACUCUGUGGUUUGUUCAUUGUCAUUCUGAUUCAAACUGUCAGGAUCACCAAAAGUACUGGACCAGAGACACUUUAUAGUCUAGGAUUCAAUACUUUUCCCCCUGACCAUAAACACCAUGCAUAUUUCCCUGUUACUUCCCAACAUGAACUACUGAAAAGAGAUGGCUUACGGAGAUCCAGUCACACUAACAGUGCUGAAGAAACAACAGGGCUGAUACUUUGGUGUGAAUUGAAUUGUAGAGGUAGCCUGAAAUUGACAUUUUAGGCACAAAACAGCAUCGUCCUUUUUGUUAUGGCAUUGGUGGAAUGCAGCUCGCUUGAACUUACAAUAAUACCUUUUAAGAUGUGGCAAUGCACACCAUGUGCCUUCUAAACAAGUUUAGGUAGCAAGAUCAUAUACAUGGUUCAUUUAAAAUCAUGGAAGUUGAUAUCCAGAGAGACACAGCUAUAUUGUGUGUUUUGUCAUCGUUGCUAUGAAAUGUAAUAUAUUUCCACAUUUCAUGUAAACUCUCUUUUAGAGAUUGUAUUCUGAAGACAAAUCUUUCAAGUGUUGGACAUCUUUUGUGUGGUCUAUUUACCUCACUUUACUGUAAAAGUGUAGCGAAUGAUACAGUAUAUGAUGUCUGUAUGUAUCAGUGAGUGGAAAAGUCAGAAUGUAUCUGGUUUACAUGCAUAUGUAAAUAAAAGUAAUAUUGAGAA
Molecule: messenger RNA, 20048 nt
Organism: Coregonus sp. 'balchen'
Lineage: Eukaryota; Metazoa; Chordata; Actinopteri; Salmoniformes; Salmonidae
Source: the annotation of a GenBank genome assembly